GUGUCAAUCAAACUGCACACGUCAAGCCCUCGGAGACCGGAACUACUUUCUGACGUAUUAGGGGGCCAAGGGUCAUAUAGAACAUUCGCCUGCCACAUACGCCUCUGUCGCACUUGUUUGUUUUUGUCCAAAAAAAAAAGAAACAACCUUCGAAAACAGGCAGAUCUGGGCAAAGACAUGGCACGUCUGGUGGCUGUCUGCAGAGACGGGGAAGAGGACUAUCUGUUUCUUGCACGCCAGAUUCCCUUGUACAUCGAUGACUCACUCACGAUGGUGAUGGAGUUUCCUGACAGUAUUCUCGACUUUGAUAACUAUCAGAUCAACAGUUCACAAAUGAAGCAGUUUAUUGAGCAUCACAGCAUGCUAAAGCAGCAGGACCUGAACAUGGCGUUGAUGGUGAUGUCUCGUGAGGUGUUCAGCGCUCUGUCUCAGUCGGUGCCGUGCGUGGGCUGCCGGCGCAGCGUGGAGCGUCUGUUCUCUCAGCUCACGGACUCUGGAUAUUUUGCACUGGAACCGCUCACUGUGGGAUCCUCUGGAGUGCUGUCAGUCACACGAGCGUGUCUCACAGACCCCAGGAAGCUCUACACGCUCUUUUAUGUUCAUGGGUCAAAGUUAAACAACGUAAUUGAUUCCAUUCCCAAGAGUAAAAAGAAUAAACGCUGUCAGCUGCACUCUUUAGACACUCACAAACCGAAGCCUUUAGGAGGCAGCUGGAUGGACGUGUGGGAGCUGAUGUCACAGGAGUGUCGUGAUGAAGUGGUUUUGAUUGACAGCACCUCUCUGCUGGAGACUCUGGAGACGUACCUGCGCAAACACCGGUUCUGUACGGACUGUAAGAACAAGGUUCUGAGAGCAUAUAACAUCCUGGUAGGAGAUCUGGACUGCAGUAAAGAGAAGGGCUACUGUGCAGCUCUGUAUGAGGGGUUACGCUGCUGCCCCCAUGAGCGCCACAUCCACGUCUGCUGUGAAACUGACUUCAUCGCACACUUACUGGGCCGUGCAGAACCAGAGUUCGCCGGGGGUUAUGAGCGUCGAGAGAGACACGCGAAGACCAUAGAUAUCGCACAGGAGGAGGUGCUGACGUGUCUAGGAAUUCACCUGUACGAGCGGCUGCACAGAAUCUGGCUGAAGCUGCGAGCAGAAGAGCAGACGUGGCAGAUGCUCUUCUAUCUUGGCAUUGAUGCACUCCGCAAAAGCUUCGAGAUGGCAGUGGAGAGGGUUCAGGGCAUCAGCCGGCUGGAGCAGCUCUGUGAGGAGCUCUCAGAAGAGGAGCGAGCCAAAGAACUCAAACAGGAGAAAAAGAGGCAAAAACGCAAGAACAGACGCAAAAACAAGUGUGGCUUUGAACAAGAGGCGGAGGGGGAAAAAGACAAAAGUCUUGAGGAGGGUUCGUCUGAGUCUGUGGACGGCGGCUGUAAAUCGUGUGGCAGUGGAGAGGAGUCUGUCGGCAGUGUGGAGGUCAUCAUCACCAGCGAGAGUUCAUCCUGCACCUGCCCUGCUGCCUCCAUCCUGCAUUCCCCCAAAACCAAGAAAGCACUCUUGCCUCACAGUAACGGCAGUGACUGUGGCUACUGUUCCAGUAUGGAGGGCAGCGAGACGGGAUCCAGAGAGGGCUCAGACGUGGCCUGCACCGAGGGCAUGUGCAACCAUGAAGAAACGGGUGAAUAUUCAUGUAGUCACCGCUGCUUAGAGGAGAAGGAAGAGGAUGCUGUGGACAGCUGUGUGGAGUGUUGGGCAAACUCAGAAGACAACACGAAGGGCAAAAAUAAAAAGAAGAAAAGAAAAAACAAGGCGUCACUUUGCAGGGGCGAGCAUGGUCCUAAAGUGGAGGAGAGCUGCGUGUCUGACGGCAGUAGGAGAGAAUCUGGAUCUCCUGCCGUUCACGAGUCUCCCUCCCCUUCACCGCACCUGUGCAGAAGCAAAGAAACUCCAUGCUGUGAAUCCUAUGAGAGCUUCAGCCAUCAUGUGAGCAGCAGCAGACACUUCCACAGUCAGCCUGUCUUACCGGACACCUGCGCACAGGAGAACAGCUGCACCAAGAGCCUCAUGGAGUUACUGAAUGAAUCUGAAGUGACCUCAGAUGAAGAGAACUGUCUGACGCAGGACGAGAUCCAGUCAUUCGUAGAGAACAACAAAUCGUUCUAUCGCACACGAGACCAGUACAGACAGCACCUUAAAGAUCGCUUCACCAAAUACUGCCGUGGAGAGUGGCUGCCUGCCACCAGCGUCAAUUAGACGCACACUAACUCACACUUAUUUUUAUAGAGCGUCAAAACACUCAUGAUCACUGCUGCAUUGAGUUUGGGAAUAUGAAAUGGGUAAGAGAAUCAAUUUCAGCGCUGUAUUUGACGAUGUUCAUGUUUGUUGGGUAAUGUUACACGUCUUUCGGAUCUAUAUACACGUCUUCACCCCUUCAGGCCCCUCCUCUUUCACUCUCAAUCCUUCUCAACCACUCACAGCUGGCUUUGUUUUCCUUUCUCUCUUGACACGCUGAUUAGGGAGAAGGUCGUUAGGACCACAGUUGUUAAAUUGAUCAUGGAGCUUGCAGGCCUUGACUGUAGGGUUAGGUGUUGGUAGUCUUAAUGUAUUGUUUGUUAAACAUUUCUUUGUUUCUUUUUCUCCCAAAUUUUCACUGACUGUGACAGUUUUAGUGGCAAGAAUUGUACCGAUAAAUGUGUACAGAAAUAAUUAUCUGAAUAAAAAGAUUUUACAGGAAGAUGAAAACAUCCAUUUAUAAAGAUGACUGGAUGUGAUGUUGAAAGCAAUGUGCAAAAUUUACAAAAUAAAGAAUAUUUAUUAAUAUGCAUCAGAUUUGAAUGUAUUUUCUGUGUGUAAUUGGAUUUCAUAAAAAGAUGAAUAAU
Onychostoma macrolepis is the source of this 2861-nucleotide messenger RNA. RefSeq names its product gametogenetin binding protein 2 (gene ggnbp2). The transcript has 14 exons. Lineage: Eukaryota; Metazoa; Chordata; Actinopteri; Cypriniformes; Cyprinidae. The coding region runs from base 178 to 2235 and encodes 685 amino acids. The record is from RefSeq and is a predicted model, not a curated record. Gene Ontology annotation, cellular component: cytoplasm; nucleus.